AUGUCACCUGGAGAGGUUGAGGCGCGAUCGCGGGACCGCCCGCGCUACAUUCACAUGGAAAUUAACGCCGCUAUAAAUCACGCGGCUGGCAGACUUUUCAUUCGCGGCCCGCCCACGGUCUGGCACUUGGCAAUAUUCGCCGUGACUGUUCGGAAAAAGAGCACCCUUCGAAAUCGUUUUCCGCCAUCUUUACUCCUGUGGUACGCUUUCGGUGGGAUGACGCGCGUCCAUCUGACGUCGACUCUCCGCUCCCGGGAAAAGUUGUGCGCGGGCUUACGUCCCGGAUUAGGGGCGCUGUUUGCCCCGGGUCGGGGCAGC
Molecule: messenger RNA, 318 nt
Organism: Iphiclides podalirius (scarce swallowtail)
Lineage: Eukaryota; Metazoa; Arthropoda; Insecta; Lepidoptera; Papilionidae
Source: the annotation of a GenBank genome assembly